This is a messenger RNA of Pocillopora verrucosa, 4607 nucleotides long. The record is from RefSeq and is a predicted model, not a curated record. NCBI's taxonomy places the organism in Eukaryota, Metazoa, Cnidaria, Anthozoa, Scleractinia, Pocilloporidae.
GAAUCUCUUGUCGAAUCUUCCAAUACUACAGCUGAGGCCCCUUUUUUUUCAGACGAAAGAUGAUCUCUGCCAAACCUGUUUACGAGAAUGUGUUGCACAGGAAGACUCUCAUCCCCCGAUUUCAGUAUCAAUUUCAAUGUGAGUUGAGUAUCGCUUGCUCCAGUAAAUGAUCUGUUAAAUCUGCAACUCUGGAGCUAAAAUCUAUACAGGAGUCGUUGUGGAGCUGUCUUAAAGUGUCUCGAAGUUUGCAUAAUUGACUACUCAUGCUCAGUGUAUCUGAGUCCUAUUAUUAAGUUGAGAGCACACGAGAAGACUUCAUUAAGAGUCAAGUGUUGUCUAAUGAUCAGUGUAACUGGAAGCUAGCUCUCCGAUGAAAAUUGCCAUGAUCUCUUGUUCGAAUGCUAUCUAUAUACUAGCUAACUUGAGAGUCAAGGUACUUUAGUAUUAUCAAAUGAGUUGAUAACGUAAAUUGGCCACCGUUGAGAGUUUCAAAGCUGACGUUUCGAGCAGUAGCCCUUUGUCACAGCAAGAGUCACCCGGGUACCUUAAAGUUCUGUCUCUCAUAAAAGUAACGGCAUGGUUAAUCUGCGGCAGUGGAUCUCUAAACUACGAGGAUUCGAUAUUGAAGUUCAAGACUCCUUUUCGAAUUACUUCCUAAGAUAUUUUCUAAGUAAUGACAAGAGAGCCCUUACCGAAACGUGACUUAUGUUAAGAGUCCUUUGAAUCAGUUUCUAAUACAGCCAUAGUUUCUGGGACUCGUAGAGGAGAUGUCGCUUUCUUCAUGGUUAUUUGGUUAAAGACCGACCUGGAGUCGUUUACAUGGCCCAUGUGAGCGUCUGGUAGUUCAAAGUGUAGAGAAAAAAGAGUUUUGCUAUUUACGUGACUCAGUAUUUGUACAGGAGGCAGCUUUAACCAUUUUAGGAAGAAACGAUUGGAAAACAGAGACGAUAGCAAAUGACAAGAGAUUUAUAAUCUCUGUCAAAUGACGAACUGGGUUUGAAUUGCCAGAUGGUGGCUUUAAAGUAAAGUCGCAUGGUGAACAUAUGGUAAACCUUUUCCUCUUCCACCAAUAUUUCAUCUCAUUUCCUCAUGUAUGAUCUUUCAUGGAUAUGCGAUUGAAUUCUCGUUUUAGUAACUUUUCCUUUCUUAUCGUUUUUCUUAUUCGACAAUUUGAAUAGCUACGCGAUUACAUCAGCAGCGUUAAGCAGGUACAGUGAAAAUCUGCCUUUCAGUAGAACAAUACCUCUUGUUUACACUGACGACAGAGGUGUCCAAAUUAUGCAUACAGAUGCGUAGAGAUGCAUAAAUUACGAGGACAGUGAAGUGAGCGUCGUUCGAACCCUGGGUAGCCAUGUCGAUUCUUUGUUUUACAGGAUGUUUUGUUUCCCGGCAAAUACUCGAUCUAUGAUAACAAGAUAACACUAGAUGUGAUAUUUGAUUGAAGAACUUAAGUUCUAGUUUAAGAUGACUCAAAUUGGAGAUUCUCAGCGGAAAGAGCAAGUGAAGGAAUUUCAGCGAAAUGCACAUCGUUUACUAUCCGAUGAUGAUCGUCAUUAUUUACAUUAUACGCUCAAAGAAUACCAGACUUACAAGUCGGUGGAAAAGUUGGUGCUUGCACUCAAAUCAUGCUUGGAUAAUCCUCGCAAGAAGGACCUACUUGUGGAUAUUCGAAACCUCAUUCCACCCGCACAUUUGAGCAAGUUUGAUAGUUUAGCUCCGUACAGCGAAAUGGCGCAUCCUUUCGAACCACCUAAUCACGCAGCUCAGCAUCGGAAGACGCAGAGUUUGCCCCACAGUUACAAAAACAGCGAGUUGCGAGCUCUUGGAAGGAGUUCCUCGCCGAAUAAUAGCGGUUCUUUUAAAGUGAUAACCUUGACAAGAACUUCUCCCGAAGAUUCAUUGGGUUUCAAAAUAAAAGGAGGCCGGGAUUCUGACAGUGUGCUCUAUAUCUUUGAGGUAGACGAUGAUUCCUCUGCUGCUAAACAGGGUCUCAAAAAAGGAGAUCAGUUAAUUGAGGUCAACGGAAUAGAUUUUGAGAAGAUAACCAAAAGUUCCGCUGAGAACCUUCUCAGUACGAUGAAUAAAAUGAAAUUGGUCGUCAAGUCGGUUGGUCUUGCAGCAGGACUUGAUUUAUCUGAUUCCUGGGGUCACAGGAAUGGUAAAGUUAUUCAAAAUGGAAUAAAUGAGAAUGAUAGUUUGCAGGCCAGCAGUGGAAGUGGCAGUAGUAGCAUAGCUCUUCAACAUAAUUCCCAUUUGCUGGACAAAGCUGAUGAGAGGAAAGUUAACCUUCAAGUAGAGUCAACAACCAAUGGUUUUAUAGGAUUUAACAUUCGUGGUGGAAGUGAAUAUGGCUUGGGUCUUUUUGUAUCCGGCAUUGAUCGUGGUUCACUGGCAGAGCAAGCUGGCUUCAAAGUUGGUGAUCAGAUCAUGGAAGUGAAUGGAAAGAGCUUUGAAAACCUCAAGCACAAAGAGGCAGUUGAUUUUAUUAAAUCACAAAAACACAUAAUGGUUACACUAAAGGCAGUGGGAAGACUUCCUGAGGCAAAACAUUACCACUCACAAAUCAGCUGGGUUUAUCCUGAUGGAAGUGUUGUGGUUGAAGGAAAAGAAACUUUUACCAGAUCUAUCUCAGCUCCAGCCUCUCCAGUCUCCUCUCUAGAGCUAAGUCAUUCUAGUGCCCAGUUUCCUGAAUUAGGAGAAAUGCCAACAAGGGACACACCCAGUCCCAGACCACAGAUGCGCGAAGCUAGUGUCCAGACUCCUCAACCUUCUCCGGAACCUCCUCCAGAACCUGUGCCAGAAACAAGAGAGGAAGUUGUAGUUGUUCAUGUGAAACAGGAUUUUGCAGAUUUACAAAGAACACAGAGCUCUAAAAGUCUGGCAACAUCAUCAAUUAAUAGUGGUGAUGAUAGUGAAAAGCAGAACUCAAUUCGAUCAGCGCAUUCUUAUGAGAGUGUCAGCAGCAGUAGAGAGGAAAUGGCUAAGAGGUAUUCAGUUUCUAGCAUGAGCAAGGAGGAAGCCAUUUUGAGCGGCAGUGAUGGUGAACUGAAUGACAAAAGGAAAGUGAAGAAAUCCAAGUCUUUUCUUCAGAAACAUGGGGACAAAAUCAAAUCAAAGUUGAGCUUCAGGAAGAAAGGAAAACCAAAAGUUGAAGAAAGAGGUGGCUCCACAAGACAACAGAUGUUACUGUACAUUGAAGAGAAGGCCAAAAAGAUUCUGGUAGUGGACGAAUACAAUGCCGUUAUCAGGCACAUCAAACAGUACCAAGAAGAUUCAGAUGUAGAAUCUCUUGUUAAUAAACUGCUAGCAAUACUGGACAAGCCAGAAAAGGCUCUUUUGUUGAGAGAUAUCAGGACGUUAGUUUUACCCUACGACCUUGGAAGGUUCGAUGCUAUGGUGUCAGCGCAUGAAAAGGAGGCAUUGGAGUACCUCAGUGGAUUCGUGCCCGGUUCGCCAACCAUAAUACCUACCGUUGCUGAGAAACCGAAACGUCAACUUGUGGCUGCAAUUCAAGACAGCAGAGGGAGUUUUCAAUUAAGAACGAAAGAAGAGGUGGAGAAAAUCAAACAGGAAAAGGAAGAGAUGGCAAAAAAGCGAGAACAAACGGCCUGGCUGGGAGGCAGCAUUCUCGAUCGACAUACGAGAGUCCCAAACAAUCCAAACGCUAUCAUACGUCUACCGGAAAACUAUAGAAUGGAUUCCGUUGCUGAGAAAGAUUCGACCACAAGUAGCAAUGCUCCAACUUCAUUUGAUGUUCCAGUGAUACAGGUGAACAACGGCGAGGCGUUCAGAGGAACGAAACACGAUGAAAAUGACAAUGAACGACUCGUGGCGUCGAACUCGCUCCUUGUUCCCGACAGAGUGUCGAUCGAGUACAAGGACGACGAGGAAGCAGUUCCUUCGGCGUCCACUUUAUCAGGGUCUCCUUUUUCCAUGGCUGUUCCGGUUAUAUCCGUUUCCAAUGACAACAAAGCAGUUACGAUACUACUCUCGAAAAAGAGAACAAGUUUAGGUAUAAGUAUUUCUGGAGGAAAAGGCUCCAAGACGCAACCCGAAGUCAGAGUAGAGAAAAUUUUUCCUGGUGGCGCUGCAGCUGAUGAUGGAAGACUCAGGAGUGGUGAUGAAAUUCUGUCAGUGGACGGCGAGAGCCUUCAAGAUGCCACACACGCCGAGGCUGUGGAUAUCAUCAGAAAGUCGUACAACAACAAGAGCAAGGAUGUCAUGGAGAUUGUAGUGAUACCCAAGCAGUAGCAGAGUUUUGUGAAGUAUUAUUUAAUUGGUAUGGGGUUAACUGUACGUUGGACAAGCACAAAAUCACAUGCUUUCACACGCGUAGUAAAAACAGUUUUACACAAUUUAGUCUACUGUAAGAAAAAAGUAUGCUUUCUCUAUUUGACAAUCCCUUCGGAAAUUCUAUCCGUUUAGCCAACAUUCACUUUAAUUCGUGUUAAAAUUUUCCCGAUCAGUUUCCAGGGACUCAUUGGAAGGCAGUGGUAAUUCACAACGUUUAUGUUUGGAGUUAGACUGAUUUUUUAACACAAUUUUCUGCUUAGAAUAACCAGUAAUAAUAAUUUUUAUGAAACAUCAACUGAUUUUAGAUCAAAGUU